Monoraphidium neglectum is the source of this 1056-nucleotide messenger RNA. Its product is annotated as protochlorophyllide reductase. The transcript is spliced from 6 exons. The coding region runs from base 1 to 1056 and encodes 351 amino acids. Gene Ontology annotation, molecular function: protochlorophyllide reductase activity. NCBI's taxonomy places the organism in Eukaryota, Viridiplantae, Chlorophyta, Chlorophyceae, Sphaeropleales, Selenastraceae. The record is from RefSeq and is a predicted model, not a curated record.
AUGACGAGUGUGGCCUCGCCCAUUGCUGCUGUCGGCCGCGCUGCGGCAACCCGGCAGGUGGUCGCCGCCGCCACUGCGUCAGUGAGCGCGCCCGCCGCGCCGUCAACCAGCGCCAAGGCCACCGAGCAGAAGCCCACCGUCAUCAUCACUGGCGCCUCCAGUGGCCUCGGCCUCAACGCAGCAGCCGCCCUGGCCAAGAGCGGCGAGUGGCAUGUUGUCAUGGCUUGCCGCGACUUCAGCAAGGCUGUGUCCGCCGCCAAGCGCCUGGGCUUCCCCUCCGGCUCCUACACCGUGAUGCACCUCGACCUCGCCAGCCUCGACAGCGUGCGCCAGUUCGUGGAUGCCUUCCGUGCCAGCGGCCGCCGCAUCGACUCUCUCGUGUGCAAUGCGGCGGUCUACCUGCCCACUGCCAAGGAGCCGCGCUUCACUGCUGACGGCUUUGAGGUGUCAGUGGGCACCAACCACCUGGGCCACUUCCUGCUGGCCAACUUGCUCCUCCAGGACCUGGAGGCCUCGCCCGCGGCCAACCCCCGCAUGGUCAUUGUGGGGUCCAUCACGGGCAACACCAACACCAUGGCGGGCAACGUGCCGCCCAAGGCUGACUUGGGGGAUCUUUCGGGCCUGGCUAACGGUGCCGUCAUGAUUGACGGCAAGGAGUUUGACGGCGCUAAGGCCUACAAGGACUCCAAGGUCUGCAACAUGCUCACCAUGCGCGAAUUCACGCGGCGCUACGCCGGCAAGAGCAAGGUCCAGUUCGCGUCGCUGUACCCCGGCUGCAUCGCCGAGACCGGCCUUUUCCGCGAGCACUACGACGCUUUCAAGACGCUGUUCCCGCUGUUCCAGAAGUACGUGACUAAGGGCUACGUCAGCGAGGAGGAGGCCGGCAAGCGCCUGGCGCAGGUGGUGUCCGACCCGGCUCUCAACAAGAACGGCGUCUACUGGAGCUGGUCCAACACCAAGGGCGCGUUUGAGAACCAGGUGUCAGAGGAGGUGGCGGAUGACGGCAAGGCUGUGAAGCUCUGGGAGGUCAGCGAGAAGCUGGUCGGCCUCGCGUAG